Molecule: messenger RNA, 2514 nt
Organism: Tetranychus urticae (two-spotted spider mite)
Lineage: Eukaryota; Metazoa; Arthropoda; Arachnida; Trombidiformes; Tetranychidae
Product: acetylcholinesterase
Biological process (GO): choline metabolic process; acetylcholine catabolic process
Cellular component (GO): plasma membrane
Molecular function (GO): acetylcholinesterase activity
Source: RefSeq, a predicted model, not a curated record
AAAUUGAGUUGUUACAAUAAAGAGCAAAAAUUGUCAGUUCAUCUAAUUUCAAUUGAAAAACAACGAAACAAGUCAAAUUUAAGUAUUUAACCAGUUAUUGAAAUGCAAUUUUCUAAUUAAAUUAUAAUUUCCAAUCAAGAUGAAUAAUAAUAUGAACAAUAGAGGCCAUUUUCGCCAUCAUAAUCAAUUCCUUCAUCCUGAUGAUGCCUAUUACCGUCAAGAACUGUCUUCGACAUCAGCAAAUGUCACCGAUGAGAACAACUUGAAAGGAGGAUUCAGAUUGAAAUUAUCCAAUGUUCGCCAGUUUCUUCUCAUCUUGUUAAUCUGGUCACUCAGUGUAACCAUUUUAAGUCUUUUAAUCUGGCUGAUUGUUUUACCUCAGUUCCCUUUGUUAAACGUUAUUGAAACAUCAUCUGGACGCUUACUAGGAACCCUCGAAACUCGCCUCGGUAAACGGAUAGUCAUUUAUUAUGGUAUACCUUAUGCUAGGCCACCAAUUGGCCCUAGACGGUUCACUCGACCCGAACCUAGUUUGCCUUGGAAGGGGGUUUAUAAAGCAACAACCAAGCCACCCUCUUGUUACCAGUUUGCUUCGGAUUCACCAAAAAAUUUGCUUCAAAGUGAAGACUGUUUAUACCUUAACCUGUAUGUUCCAUUGAAUGAAGAGGACCAACAAGAAGACGAAGAGUUUCAAUCAUCGAAGAUUAACGAAUCAGAAUCAAAUGGAUUGAAUGAAGGGAUCAAUGGUACAGCCAGUAAACCAAACAAAGGUAAACCAGUUUUGGUUUUCAUUCACAGUGGAGGUUUUAUGGUCGGCUCUAUUAACCAGUACGAUCCGUCAAUCUUGGCUGUUGAGGGUGACAUAAUUGUAGUUACAAUUGGAUAUCGCUUAGGUUUAUUUGGAUUCAUCUAUUAUGAAUUGACUGGUGAACCAGCUCAUCAACAAGGUAAUUUAGGUUUGUACGAUCAGUUGUUAGCCUUACAGUGGAUCCAUGCCAAUAUACAACAUUUCAAAGGUGAUCCAGAUAAUAUCGUGCUUUUUGGUGACUUUGCUGGCGCCCAAUCGGUUGGGUUUCAUUUAAUUUCAAAUCGAUCACAGCCUUAUUUUAAACGAGCCAUUCUAUUGAAUGGAAGCCCAUUCAAUUUAGCUUUGGUCAUGAGUCGAGAGCGCAGUCUUAAUCGGACAAAAGCCUUAAUCAAUGCCACUGAUUGUUGGUCAAUUGAUGAUAAUCAAACUCAAAAUUCAUCUAAAGCUGAAUUACCAAUUACAUCGAGAUCAAUUGACUGUCUAAGAUACCUGAAAGCACCUCAUUUGAUUCAAAUUGAUCGCUCUUUGUACCAAAAAUCAAAAUCUUCGGCCAUGUAUUUAUCUUAUUAUCCUGUUGCUGAGGAAAGUUUCUUCUCUUCUCAUCCAUUUGAAUUGAUUGAAUCAGGUGAUUAUGGGCCUCAGUCUGAAAUAAUGGUCGGUGUCAAUGGACAUUAUGAAUCUUGGAUGCAAGAUUUGGGUUUGACUGAUUUCAUUUUGAAUGGUAUGAAGCUUGGUUCGAUUGAAAUAACACCAAAAAUGAUAAAUCGCUUAACUAAAUUUGGUCCCAAUAUUGGUCAACAUUAUUACGAGAUAUUAACCCAGGUCAUUAUGGAAGACCAUUCUGCUGUUUCACCAACUGAUUUAGCCGAGAGAAUAAAUUCAUUGACACUUGAUAUGGCAUUUAGAUGUCCAAAUUACUUUCUUGUGAACAGUUUUAUUCAAAACGAGACUCGAUCAGUUUAUUAUUUUGAAUUGCGAGCUUCAACUGGCUUUGAAUUGAUGAACAAAAUGUUGACUUCGUUAACCAACAAUGAUACUUCAUCUAAAAGUACUGAUGUUAGCAUGAUAUUUGGUUACCCUUUGGAAUCAAUCGCAGAAGACGGUACAGGUGGUUAUACUGAGGAUGAUGUUGCCUUUUCCAAGAUUAUGAUGAACCAUUGGGUUGAAUUCAUCAAAAACGGAAAACCAACUUCAAACGAUUCCUGGAUUCCGUGUAAAAAUGAGCAACAAUAUUAUCGUUAUAUCAUAAAAAAGAAAGGAUCCAUUUUGAAGUCCGGAUUCGUAGAAAACGAAUGCGACAAAUAUUUCCGAAUACUUUAUGACAUUGGUAAAUCAAUUGGUAAACAUUGAUUUGUUUGACCAGCUUUUUCACAAUGAAUACAUCUAAUUCAGAGACAUUUGUUUAAUUGUUAUACAAUUGAUGAAUGAAAUGUUGAGAAGGAAAGAGAAGGAAAGAGAAACAAUAAAUGUAACUAUGAAUUGAUGCAAUGGGGUAAAAAAUAGGGCAUGAAAAUAGAGAAGAUUACAUUGUUUUCCUUGUGAUAUAAUUUGAUGAUUAUAUUUGAUAUUAAUGGAGAUGAAAAUGAGUGUACAAAUGAUCAUUAUAUCCAAAGAAUGGUCAAUAGAAUGGUUAAUAGAUAAUUGACAAAUAAAUAUGUAAAAAUUGUGUACAAAACAAAAAAGUAGCUGAAUUGAUAUUGGUAUGG